Messenger RNA from Brassica rapa (field mustard), 5136 nucleotides. RefSeq lists its product as uncharacterized. NCBI's taxonomy places the organism in Eukaryota, Viridiplantae, Streptophyta, Magnoliopsida, Brassicales, Brassicaceae. The record is from RefSeq and is a predicted model, not a curated record.
AGGAUGCGUUCUUUGAUUGGAUUUCAAACGAUGUGGAAUUUCCAGACGGUUACGCAUCUAAUUUGCGUAACUGUAUCGACAGAAAGGAAGGAAAGUUUACUGGCUUGAAAAGCCAUGAUUGCCAUGUAAUGAUACAGCGCCUCCUUCCGUUUGCCUUCAAAGAACUAUUACCACGAAAUGUUCAUGAAGCAAUUGCAGGGAUGUAGAGACGCAGGAGUGGUGAACAUAAUGGGGAACACAGUGAUACGAGCCAGGAGGGAAGCAAGGUUCUACAAGAUAAUAGCCAUUGAUUACGUGUAUACAUUUCUUAGAAAGAUUUGUAGAGAAAAUAGUGACAUCUUAAUGUUCCUCGUGAAAGCCUUGCUUUUUGAGAAAUUGUUUUUUGUGUGUUUAAUUAAGUACAUUUUGCUUCUGCUUACUCGAUCGGUCGAUUAUCGGUAACUUUGUAAAAAUAAAGACAGUAGUUAUUAAUAUUUAUAUACGAAGCAAUGUGAAAAUAAUAAUAACAAAUAUUGCCACAAAACAUAUUAAACAAAAAUUGAUAAAUUAAUUAGUUAUGAAAAUAUGUAUACCAUUUAAAAGACACGAAUCCUCUUACAACUUAUAUCACUUUAUAGAAGAUGAUUAAUGUUACUGAAGUUAUUGAAAAAUAAAUGAUACGAAGUCCAUUCUCAUUUAAGAUACUAGAUUUUGACUCGUGCUUUCAAAGUACAAAAAUUUGUUUAUUUUUAAAAUUUUGAUCAAAUUUUGUUAAUUAUAAGAUUAUAUAUUUUAUAUAAGAUAAUCUAAUCUAUUUAUAAUUUUGUUGUUCUUAUGUACUUAAAAUAUACUUCUAUGUUGGACAUGAUAUAAAAAUGUAUUUAUACUCAUAGAAAUUGUUUUAUGAGUUUAAAAAUUAGAUGGAGUGAAUUUUAUAAUUUUGUAUUGUUUAUACUUAUUGAUCUAAUUAGUAGAGGUGAAUAUAGUAAGUUAAUUUUUCUUUUUCCAGCCAACAUUAAUUAUAGGUUGAUCUAUUUGUUUUUCUUUUUUCUAGAGUUAAAUAUUUUCGGUGAGUCUCAUGUAGUUUUUCAUUUUUGUUUUCUUUGUUUUAACGAUUUUAAUGGGUCCCAUCAUAAUCUCAAAAUAUUUUUUUCAAUGGCAUAGAAUCAAUAUUAUUAAAACUAAAGUAUAUUUUGGUACUGUUUGGAAACAUAGAUAGCAGUAUAAAUGAGAAUUUUUUGGAAACAUGUAGAACAAUAUAAAAAGAAGUAUAAUAUCCUUUUAGAAAUUUCAUUAAUAUAAUUACAUUAAUUGUUUUUUACAUUUCACUCAGUUAAACAAUUUCAUUGAUUAUAUUACCGUAAUAAUAGCAUAUUUUUUUUAUUAGUUUUUAACAUUAACUUGGUGCCAAUUAUAAAAUUAAAAAUAUAAAAUAACUAGGUUUUUGUUUUACUAAAAUCUAUUUUUUUUUAAUUUUAGUUUUAAUCGGUGAAAAAUUACGUAGCUAAAAAUAUAAUUCAAAGACAUGAAUUUAUGAAUAAAUAUAAUUUAAAUAAAAAUAAUAAAAAUGUAUUAUAUUUAUUAUCACUUAAUUUUUCACUCUAUAUAAUUAUUUUACUAAAUAAAAAAUUCUUUCUAUUUCACUUAAUUUAGCCAAACACAUAAAAAUAUUUUUUUAUUGGUUUAUAAAAUCAAUUAGGCAUGAACAUUGACUAUCCAUUUAAGUACAAGUUGUUCUUUUUGGGUAUCAUUUUUUUUUUUUGAAAUUAGGUUCCCUUUGAAUAUUAUAAAUUUAUGUGUGGAUUUUGAGUUGGGUCCUUCUCGGUCUAGAUGAGUUCGGUUCUAAUUUAUAAGAACCUAAAAAUAUCUAAAUAACAAAUGUUUCUGGAACGGGUUCAAAUAUUUGUACCUUAAUAACCAAAUUACUCGAUUCAGUCUAUGUCUUUUGAAUACAAUUAGUUAUAUUACGAUACAUUUAAAAUAUAUAACACUAAUUAUACAAAACAAAUAUCAAUAUAUUAAAAUGUAAGAACUAAUAUACGUGGGUGCGCGGAUCAAUACCUAGUUGUAAUUAUAGUGUCAAACUAUGGAAAAAACCUAGGAAUGGUUGAUUUCUCUAUUAGUUUAGUUAUACAAUAGUUUUUCUUCAAUCGCAUGCAUAAAAUAUUGACUAUUUAGUAUAAUGGUUGUCAGCGUGGCGAAUCUACGUAUAGCAAGAGGGUGGCAAUUGCCCCAUGAUAAUUUCAAAUUCUUUGUAAUAUAAGUUUUAACUAUUUUCUCUUACUAAAAGUUACAUUUUGAACUUUUUUUUUGUAAAUGUGUAAUUUGCCCCCCUCCAAAAAUUGUCAGUUGACUUGUCUAUGUCACCAUCCAAGUUUGAAUAUGAUAGAAUACAUAUUAUUAACAAAAAGCAUAUAUGGCGCAUUUCAUUGGAUUACAGGCUAGGUGUGGUUUAGUUGUUGUUCACUUGUUUGCAACCGUAUUUUUUGCAUUAUUCAAAACUUUACGGGUGUGAUUGAUGUGUAACAAAGUAAAAAAGCGAAAAAGUGGAAAAGAGAGAAGAAACUAAAGAAUUUUAAAAAUUUGAUAAAAGUUGGAGAGGGAGAGAUUUAUUCCAAUUUUUAUUUCUUAAAAAGAGUAGGCUGAUUUUUUCACCAUUUUACACUUAAUUGAUUGAAAUUCAGAGUAAAUCAUCUUUAAUGGAGCACUAUUUUUCUCUCUAUAAUUUAUUUUAUUUUAGAAUGACUCUAUUAGAAAGUUGAAUUUGCUCUAAUUGUUUUAUUCUAUAAUACAGUUAUGCUAUUAUAAAAUAAAAUAUAGAAAGAUGUAACAAUUUUACUCUUGUAAACUGAAUGAAAUUCAAAAUAAUACUAUUUACAAUGGAGCACUAUUUUUUCUAUAUUUUAUUUUAUUUUAGAGUAACUCUAUUAUAAAAUUACUCUUAAAAUAAAGUAAAUUAUAGAAGAAAAAUAGUGUUUCAUCGGAAAUGCUCUAAACUAACAAAAUAUGUUUUCAACUAUUUUUACUCUACACAUGUUAAACAGUCAUGACAUACGUACAUUUGUAACACUAAUACAAAAGCACCUCCAAUAAAUGUUUCUAAGAUUGAUAUCUAAUAAUAAAAGAUUUGAAAAUAAUAAAAAUUGAAGAGAGAAGAAGUUCUAAAGUAAGAGCUUCAAGACCUCAUUAGAAACUCAUGUGACACUUAUCAUUUUAUGAUUGAUAUAAUUAUGUUUUUCUAAUUAAAAUUUAGCUAAACAAUUGAUUUAUAUUAAAAUAUUAAUAUUUUUCUGUUUACUGACUUUUCAUGGUGGUUGCUGUAAGGUUUGAUUGUUUACUGUUUAACAAACGAAGAGAAAAAGUCUAAUACCUUUUAAUUAUAUUUGUUUAAUAUUUAAACAGUUUUACCUUUCUGAGUAAUUAAAUUUUAUCUCUGAUACUAUAAGAGAAAAUACAAUUCGUUUUUGUCGCAUAUAAAGACGGGGCAACUUCUAUUUUUCUUGGAACAAGACGGGUCAACCAUCUAGUUAAAAUCACAAAUAAAUUCAUGAUAUGAGUGCACGUUGCCAUGACAACAAUUUGAUAGUCACUUACUUGCCUUUGAAAUUACAAUGUAAUUAAGUUGGUGGUCUAUUAUACGCAUCCAUUUCUUAGAAACAGCAAUAAGACUAUUCAAUUUAAUAUAGAUUUGCUGUCAAAAAAAAAAAAAUUUAAUAUAGAUAUGAAUCUGCAAACAAUUAUAACCAUACAAAGAAAUAAAUUUGACUGAUGAUUAAAAUAUGAUCACAAGGAAAAUGGCGACCGGCUCAGGCCACGUUAAGGUCGGGGAUCGAGAGUCGCAGACGCAGAAACAACGGCACCUACAUCAACUGAUAGACGUGAGGAAGACUGUUUAUUUCUUCACUUUUACAGUCUUUCUCUCUCCACUUAUCUACCAUUCGGCGUCUCGUAUCACAGUACUACCCCUGCCGCAACUUUCAAACAUUUUCGCGUUCCAGCCGCUUCUGAUCGCUGCCAAAGACAACACCGAUAAGUUGGAAGCAGAAGAUGGGAGAGAUUUGGCUAGAAUCUUGAGAGAAUCAUCGAUGAUCGAAAACAAGACGGUGAUAGUGGUGAUGAUGAAUCAGGCUUGGGCAGAACCGAAUUCGAGUUUCGACGUGUUUUUUGAAGGCUUCCACGCUGGGGAAGGAACGGAGAAGCUGCUCCGUCAUGUGGUGGUGGUGUGUUUGGACGAUGAGGCUUAUUCACGGUGCAACCAUAUACAUCCUCGCCGUUGCUUCUUGCUAAAGACUACCGGAGUUGAUUUCUCCGGUGAGAAACUGUACAUGGCGCCGGAUUAUCUCAAGAUGAUGUGGCUUCGAACCGAGUUCUUGGGUUCUUUGCUUAAGCUCGGAUAUAACUUCCUCUUCACGGACAUGGAUACAAUAUGGCUUCGUGAUCCAUUCCCUCGAUUAUUAGCUGAAGUAGAUUUCCAAGUUGCUGGAGAUUACUACAACUUCAAUGGAAACUCCAGCGACUUACGUAACGGAGCCAACGGAGGCUUCAACUUCGUCGUGUCAAAUUGUAGAACAAUCGCGUUUUACAGUUAUUGGUAUGCAUCAAGAUUAAGGUUCCACCAAAAACAUUUUUUUUUCAUUUUCAAUAAAUAGAUAGAUACGUUCUUAAAAAGGUGAAUUAGUAGCAUAACCAUAUUGAAAAAAUAUUAAGCAAAUGAAUGAAUGACCAUGUAAUAAAGUAAGAGGUUUGAUAUGACAAUUCACAUAAAAACAUACCACUUUCUCAUUUUAGGCGCAUGAACGUUUAGCAAAUGCGCUGUAUGAUUAUGAUAUACUACAUUUGUUAGACAUGCUAUAUUCAUACAUUUUUUGUUAUACUUUCAUCUUUUUCGACGCUUUGCUUUAGAAAUUGCUUUCAACCAUCGAAGCCAAAUUUACCUGCCGGGUUUAAGACAUACACGAACAAUUGGUGAGUUAACAUCAAGAAAGACAUACACAAAGAAUUGUUAGAGUUGGCACCGAAUGAGGAAAAUGAAGAAGAUGGGAAAGAAGAGGGGGAAGAGGAGGAGGACGAUGAUAAAAAAAAAAGAUAUGACUCAAAGAACAGUUAGUGGAAGAUAAUGUGAAGAAUGAGGAGUUAAGAAAACAAAUGCAAGAAAAA